GGUUUUAAUUGUCAAAAUUGAAGGUCAAUAGAAUUAAAACUAAACAUACUUGAUAGUUGUAGCUAUACAUUCCGAACAAAUAUUGAUUUAACUUAUAAUACGUAAAAUAUUGGAAUUUAAAAGAAAUAGUGAUUACCAUGGACAAUUUAAGACUAUAUUUGGUUACUUAUAACGUUGGAACGAGUUCUCCAGAUCAAGAUUUAAAAGAAUUAUUGUCGAUUACUGAUCACAAAAAUGAUAAACGUCCAGAUUUUUUUAUCCUAGCUUUUCAAGAGGUUAAAGCACAACCCCAAAAUAUGUUGAUGGACACUUUAUUUGAUGAUCCCUGGACUUUUGCAAUCAAAGAUCUUCUGCACAAAGAUUAUAUCAAAUUAAAAGCAUGUAGGCUUCAAGGGCUGCUAUUACUAACAUUCUGUUUGAAAAAACAUCUUUUGAAUAUCAGGGAGAUGGAUACAGAGUAUACCAGAACUGGUUUAGCAGGAAUGUGGGGAAACAAAGGUGCUGUAUCCAUAAGAUUAAAUCUAUAUGGUUGUUCAAUUUGCAUUGUAAACUCCCAUCUAAGUGCCCAUGAUAACCAUUUAGAUGAUAGGGUAGAAGAUUAUAAUAGUAUCAUCAAUGAUCAAGAAUUCCAUGUACCUGAAACUUCAAAAAUAUUUUACCAUGACUACGUAUUUUGGAUGGGAGAUCUUAAUUUUCGCUUAAAUGAAGAAUUCGACAGAACUCCAGAAGAAAUUGAAAGGUUAAUAGUGAAGAAAGAAAUUAAAGCUUUGUUUGAACACGAUCAACUUAGACAUGUGAUGAAGAAAGGAGAAGCUUUCAGUGAACUUACUGAACAAGAUCCGACGUUUCCUCCCACGUUCAAGUUUACAGUGGGCACUCCUACUUAUGACUACAAAAGACGGCCAGCAUGGUGUGAUAGAAUACUGUAUCGAGUUAAUUCAAAUAAUUAUGAAAAUAUAACUCUAAAAGCAGAACAACUUACAUACAGGUCCCAUCCCAAUUAUUCUCUUAGUGAUCACAAGCCUGUUUCUGCUGAAUUCAUUAUUAAGAUUCCACAACCAGUAUCAAAAAUGCCGAAGGUACAAAUAGAUUCACAACCAUGUGUUGAUCAGGUAUUUUCAGAUUACUAUGAAUCUGUGAUUGAAUUUGACAAGAUCACAUGUUGGGACGUCGAAGGAGAGAAUAAGGCAUACUACAGGCUUACAAAAGGCAUUCAAGAAAACAGUGAGGAUUGGAUAGGACUGUUUAAGGAAAAUUUCUGUGCAUUGGAUGAGUAUGUAACCUAUGAAUAUGUCAGUAAAUGUUCAACACCAACAGACGAUAGCAGCAAGAGCGGCAGUAGUAAAACUCAAGAUACGAAGAAAUAUGAAAUAACAUUUCCGGAUUUACCUAACAGAUUCAAAGGCAAUUAUUGUCUUUUAUAUUUCAGUCAAAACGAAGAUAAAGUCACUAGUGUGUUAGGUAUAAGCAACGUAUUUCCUAUUGUUAAAGCAGACAGUGACUAGAAUAUCGAUAUAAAAAAUGAGAACCAAUGUACGUCAAAAUAUAGUUUUAAUGUUACUUAAGGGGUAACACCCGGUUUUUGAGGAUGAUUAUUGGAAUUUUUCUUUUUCAGAUAAACGUUAAUUCAGAUUAAAAUUUACUUAGAUGACUUCAUUAUACAUGUUUUUAUUAAUUUUUAGAAAGAAAUUGAAAACAAAAUCUCAAUACAGAGCUAUAAGAGGAAUAUUCCACUACCACCAACUUUUCGUCGUAAAUCAAGUUUUUUCUUAAUGUUUCAACUAGAAGCAAGAAAAGUACUAGGGGUUUCAAAAAAUAUUGAAUUUUAACAAUAUGGCGGAAGUUCGAAAAAAUAAAAAAUCGAUGGGAAAAUAAAAGUUUUCAAUUUAUUAAUAAAACUAUAAGUAGUUUCCUAGAAAAUAAUGUUCUUAAGCUUCUGUCAAUGUUUUUAUUCAAUCGGAUCAAAAUUGGAUGAAUAAUUGUCUACAAGCAUAAUCUCACUAGUGCCAUCUAUAGGUAGCCUAUAAAAAUAGUCGCUAAGGGAUAUCUGAGGCGGAUAAACAUUUCUGAGCGAAGGGCGCGCCGCCUGCGUCCGAUCGUGUAGAGAGAUACCUAACGUCUGAUGCUCAUAACACCGAGAAAUUUGUUUUUUUCGAAAAAUCAUUUGAGGACGUCAUUUGUGACAUAAUUUCCUACCAUUUCAGCUAUAAAAUAGAUUUUGACUUCUUGAAAUUUUUACAGUGGUGUUACCCCUUAACUGAACCGAAUUGCAUAUGAAAAGUUAGUACAUGUACUUCAUUUUUGUGUAUGAGUGAAAUGAAUAAGUAAGUGUAGAUGAAACGGGUACUUAAUUAUAAAAUGUUUUUCAAAGGAGAGAAAGAACAAAAAGGUUACUGAACGAGAUGUUGUAUUGGCAGCUUUCACAUGCAUAAGCUUUUAUUUUAUUAUUUUUAUAUAUAUUGUAUGUGUAAUUGUGUCUCUGCGUAGGUUCUAGGAUGAUUCAAAAAGAUUUGUUAAUUUUUUCAACAAGGGACAUAGAAAAAUAGGAUUGCAGUUUUUAAUUUUUUCUCAGUACAAUAAAAAACUCAUACCUCAUCAUUGAUUUUACAGAAAAAUGUUCUUGUAGAAUUUUGUAGAAAAUUUAUUGCUCUGCAAAAACAUAUUUGAUAUUUUUUUGUGUAAACUACACCGUUUGAAUGAUAUUUAAGAUUUAAGUUUGAUUAUUUUGAGACAAAUGCAUUUUUGUUUAUGACUUGAAAAUAAAUUACUAUUAUAAAUUGUAUUAUUAUAAAAAAUAAUUGCUGUAUAAAUAUUGCGCCUUAUGUUUUGGCGAUUAAAUUAAGUAACAUAACCCAACCUAAUUCAACAUCAAACUUCCAUGUGUAUUGAUUUUAAGAGUUUAAUUUAUAAGUUUUGAGAAAAUUUUAACCAAUUUUAGUUUCAGCAACUGAGAAACUAUCAACAUUAAAAAAAAUAAAUUGUACUUUAACGAUUAGUUUAUUAUUUAUUAAUAAAAUAGCAAAGUUUGCAUUAUAAAUAUGUUAUGUUUCAGUUUUAGAGAAAAAAAAAUGUCCAAUUAGUUAUAAAAAAAUUUUUUAUUUCAAUUUUAGUUUUAGGUUUAAGUUAUUCAUUUCAAAACAAUUUUUAUAUACUUAUAUUAAUGAAAAAAAAGAGAGAAUUUAUAUGAAAUUCAAAGAUUAGAUUAUUUUAUGAAAAAAGUUAAGAACGGCGUUUAGGGAACACACAGACCUUUACGAUACACAACUUGGUGAUUAUAUGAAGCCAAAACUGAAGAAUCGGAUUUGGGAUGAUAUUGUAAAUGAUUUACAUUUAAAAGAUGUCAUGUCGGAUAAUCUCAUGUACUAAAACUAAAGGAAACUAGUUUCGAUUCAUUUGGAAAUAAUUAGCAAAAUCAGUAUCACUCAUUUUAAUCCACUGCCUUUUCUCUUUAAUAGAAUAAAUUUAUUAGGCGAUUUAAAUUUCUUCCUCAUCAAGAAAUAAAACAUUUCCUCCUCAGCAUCAUUCGAUUCUGAUUCAGAACUUGAGUUGAAUAACAAAAAUUGUUUUGUUCGAUUGUCAAAAUUAUCGAGACAUUUUUUGAUGUAGGCUAGUUGCGAGCUGCCAAUCAAAUCCAAACCACACAGUUCCCUAUUUGAAUUGGGAACAGGUGUCUUAAUAUGCGGACCACCACACAACACGUGUAGCAUGUCCGAGUCUUGUCACGCUACCUCAUACGUGCUAUACGUGUCCUAAUUUGCGCUUUUACUUAAUAUCAGUACACGUGUAGUGCAAGUUUGAUGAUGAAUAUCUUUUAAACGCUUAAUUUAAUCGCCAAAAUACUAUUUUUAUAAAGCAGUUAAUUUCCUACAAAAAUUUGUAUCACGUAUUUUUUAUAGACUCAAAAUAAUCAAAUUUAAAUCUUCAAUAUCAUUUGAUUGGUGACGUUUACGGAAAAAAUAUCAGGUACCUUUUGAGAGGUGCAUUUUUUCUAUUCGACUAAGAAAAAAAUGAAAAACUGCGAUGUAGAGGAUGUGGCGGCUUUUAUGAGGAAGAGCUGCAGGUUACGCCCGUGUAUGAAGCAAAAACUCAUCCGAUUUUAUGAUCUGACACUAUUUAAACGGAAGAUUUUUUUAUUCUCCAUUCACAUUCUAAAUGAAUUAAAUUUCUUGGACAUAAUCCAGAAAAUUAAUUUAUGUGAAAGUAAGUAAACUUCAGCUGAUUUGGUUUAAGUAUAUUAUACUCUUUAAUUGUAAUUAAUUUAAUUGUUGAAGAAACAACAAAUAAGCCAUAGUCUAUUUUUAAAAAAAAUUGAAUUAUAUCGUGCAUUGGUUUUCAAUAUGCAAGUAUUUUAUUGAUAAUUAACAUUAGUUGAAUAAGGGUAGUUAAAGUUGGUGGAAAUAACAGGUUCAGACGUGGCAAGCUUGUCCAAUACACAGUGAUAUCUUCAAUUAAAUGAUAAAUAUAUUUACUAUUUAAUUAUGCAUUUGGAAAAUGAAUUAAAAAACAAUUUCAAUUUGAAAAAAAUAUUAGCAUAAAUUUGAAAAUAAAUAAUAGCUCACUUUGGAGUUUGAACAGUUUUUAUUUUAUAAAGUUGUGAACAAUUUCAGGUUAUUUUCAUAUUUUUCUGUUUCUGUUUCCGUUUCUCGCACCAUGGUCAAAACGAUAGGAAUUAUUGUCGUUUACAUAUACAAUACAUGUCAGACAAUCUUUUGCAUAAAUUAUUUAUUGAGUUAAAAUAACCCGAUAGUUAAUUUAAAAAACCUAAAAUUAUAUUUUUUAUGUUAUGACAAUCAAAAUUUGCAAGAAUUUAACAGGACAAACAAUUGUAAUUAUAAGGACAAUGUCAGGUAUGCUAUAAAGAUUAUUUAUCGCAAUUUCAGGUAAUUUUCAUCUCUCUGUCAUCUAGGAUCAUAGUCAGAACCAUUUUGUCCUUUAUAUAUCCAUAACAUUCGUCAGGAAAAAAUUCAUUUCGUCAGACAUAUUCUUCAUUGGAUAGAGUUUCUUCCUCUGGUUCUAAUUCAUGGAUGCCUUGAAAGAAAGGACACCACCCAUUUGCAUUGAACUGUUCAAUUGUAGGACAUUCGCGAUCUAACUAACAUUUCUAUAUACCUUUACAAGUAGAUAAUGCAUCAUUUAUUUUGAAAAAGAUGGCUAUUCAGUAACAUAUUUCGUGUGACUAUUCUUAAUUUUGAGGUAACAACUAGCACUACGAAACGAAAAUCUGUACCAAACUUCAAAUCCAAAGGGAAACAGCCGAAAACCAAUUGAGCCAGUCUGUAUCAAAAUCUAUAUGCAGCCAUUUUUUAUUGGCAUUAAUAAAGUAAUUAAAUACCGAUGUGCAAUUUAUAAUAAAAUAUAAUGUAACGUUGUUUGCUAUCAAAUUUUGUGACGUUCCGUUUUCACUGAAUAACUAGAAUUUAAUACGAGGGUUGCUUGAGAGUUUCGGACUUCCAAAGGAACCGUUUUUUCAACACAGUCACUUUGUAAGUCCAUACACUCUUCUGAAAAAUUAAAGUCCUCGUCUUAUGAAAUUUCUCUCCCCGCGAAAAAUAAUUCUAGCGGGGAAUAGACUUAUACGAUUGUCAAGCAGAAACUAAGCGUUCAAAAUGGAUGAAAUUUUAUUGAAAAUUUAUUUCUCCAACAAUUAUAGACACAAAGGAUUGUUCACUUCUCCAAUUUUGUUUGUGUAAAUUGAGUCUAAAGAAUAUUUAGGUUUUGAAAAUUUAAAAAUAUAUUAUUUUAGUUAAUGGUUCUAAAUUUUAUUAAAUUCAGGUCUCUUCUAAUUUAAAAUUUGAAAUAAUUUUAAAAGAAACUAAUUUUAUUUCCGAAGAGACCUAAAAUCAAAAAAAUUUAGAACCAUAAAUAUAACAAAAGGACUAAGAAAUAAGAAAUUAAAGAAAUUUGUUUUAGUUAUUUAAUUAAAUAUUUGUAAUGAAGAGCUUCAAUCUGAAACAAAUAAUGGAUUGAAAAAAAAACAUAUUAAAAAGCAUAAUUAGAAUAACCAGCAAUUUUCAAAAUGUGAAUAAAUUUAAACCUAAAAAAUAUUAAGUAUCCGUAUUGUCUGUACCCAAAUAUUAAUAUAAUAUUUUAGAAUAUUUCAAAACAUCCUUCUUCAGUUAAGAAUUUUUUUCAACUUCUUUAAUUCACUUCCUUCACGAUCAUCACUGCUUUUUCUUUUCAGAUUUUUAUUUUUUUUUUUAGCUUUAAUUUCAUUUGCAAAUUGGCCGAAAACUCCGGUACCAAAUCUAAGUGAAUUUACCUUUGCAUAUCAAACUUAGUUAUCAAAAUAAAACAAAUUAAUUCACGCAAUUGACAGUCUAAAACUCGUAAAAUGUUUAUUUGUUCAAAUCAAACCACGCUAAAAGGAUUAUACGUCAACUGAAUGUCAACAAACAAUUUAGCACCGAUGGUGACUUCAGAUGACUUAUCAACGGACUUCUAUCCCUUCCAAAAUUUAUAACACAGGUUAAAUAGAACUGAGCAAUCCUUUGUGUCUAUAAUCGCUGAUAUUUCCCAACUUAUAUUGAUAAGUGCUGACAUUUUUAGGUUGAUGUAGAAGAUAUUGAUCACUAUAUUAAAACAUAGUGGAUAUACAUUAAAUAGAAGUAUUUGUUUUAGUACAAUUAUUUUAAAUUCACACAAAUAUAAUUUUUUAAAUGAGAAA
Diorhabda sublineata is the source of this 6664-nucleotide messenger RNA. Its product is annotated as inositol polyphosphate 5-phosphatase K-like. The record is from RefSeq and is a predicted model, not a curated record. Gene Ontology annotation, biological process: phosphatidylinositol dephosphorylation. Gene Ontology annotation, cellular component: ruffle; cytoplasm; plasma membrane. Lineage: Eukaryota; Metazoa; Arthropoda; Insecta; Coleoptera; Chrysomelidae. Gene Ontology annotation, molecular function: phosphatidylinositol-4,5-bisphosphate 5-phosphatase activity. The coding region runs from base 138 to 1505 and encodes 455 amino acids. The transcript has 7 exons.